GUCGCCGGGCGGUGGCUCCGCGACCGAAGGCUACAACGAAACGUUUUGGUUUUUAGCUUUUAGCCUCAUCAAUCGGAUCGUGGAUGCGCUCAGCUAGUUAGAUAAGCAUAUUGAGCUUCGUUCGCAGCCAAGCAAACGCUCGCGCGCGCAGCCGGCAAUGGCGUCGUUGUCUGACCCGAACUCGCCGCCGCCGCACGUCGUCGAGGACUGCCGCGGCGCGCUGCAGCUGCUCAGCGACGGCACGGUUGUCCGCGCCGCCGCGCCGCCGCCGCCGUUCUACGUACGCUUGGACAUCGACGACGGCCGCGUCGAGUGGAAGGACGUCGUGUACGACGCCGCCCACGGCCUCGGCGUCCGCAUGUACAGGCCGGCGGCGACGGGGGGAGCGGAGGAGAAGCUGCCGGUGGUGGUGUACUUCCAUGGCGGCGGCUUCUGCAUCGGCUCCUGCACCUGGCCCAACUUCCACGCCGGCUGCCUCCGCCUCGCCGCCGAGCUCCCCGCCGUGGUGCUCUCCUUCGACUACCGCCUCGCGCCGGAGCACCGCCUGCCCGCCGCGCACGAGGACGCGGCGGCGGCGCUCAUCUGGCUCCGCGACCAGCUCCUCUCCGACCCGUGGCUCGCCGACGCGGCCGACGCGCGCAAGGUGUUCGUCUCGGGGGAAUCCGCCGGCGGCAACUUCGCGCACCACCUCGCCGUGCGGUUCGGCGCGGCGGGGCUGGACCCGGUGAGGGUCGCCGGGUACGUCCUCCUCAUGCCGGCGUUCAUCUCGGAGAGGCCGACGCCGUCGGAGCUGGCGGCGCCGGCCACCGCGUUCCUGACGCGCGACAUGUGCGACCGCUACUGCCGCCUCGCGCUGCCCGCCGGCGCCGACAAGGACCACCCGCUCGUCAACCCGUUCGGGCCGGCGAGCCGGAGCCUGGAGGCGGUGGACGUCGGCCGCGUGCUGGUGGUCGCCGCCGACGGCGACCUCCUCAGGGACAAGAACGUCGAGUACGCGGAGCGGAUGAAGGCGAUGGGGAAGGACGUGGAGCUGGUGGUGUUCGCCGGCGAGGAGCACGCGUUCUUCGGCGUGAAGCCAAUGUCGGCGGCCACCGGCGAGCUCGUCGAGGUCAUCAGGCGGUUCAUCGCCGGCGCCGCCGCGUAAGUGAUCGUGAUCGAGCGAACGCCGGCGACGGCGAGGUGGUUUGCCUCGUGCGCCACGUGUUCGUAGGCUUAUUCCACAGAUGCGACAUGGUGGCAGGCACUGUGUCCUUGCAACAAUAAUUGAGACAAGCUUAAUUACUUCGUACUACAUUUGUGUUUUUUUUUUUUGUGGUUACAAAUUGGGCACAAUGGCAAGCAACAAAGGUCGACAAAUUUAUGUCAUUGUUGUGAAAUAGUGGUCGCAGUUUAUAUGGCUGCGAAGGAAGUGUGACAGUGACCGUAAGCAGAGGUAAUAAAGUCAGCGUGCAUUUAUUAUUA
Messenger RNA from Oryza sativa Japonica Group (Japanese rice), 1461 nucleotides. Its product is annotated as carboxylesterase 15. Gene Ontology annotation, molecular function: hydrolase activity. NCBI's taxonomy places the organism in Eukaryota, Viridiplantae, Streptophyta, Magnoliopsida, Poales, Poaceae. The record is from RefSeq and is a predicted model, not a curated record.